CGCUAAAAGUAGUGGAAUUACAGUAAUGCGUUACUUUGUAAUGCGUUACUCCCAACACUGGAAAUCAGUGAAUUGUACAUUGUAACCAAGUCUGUCUUUCAGUCCCUUCUUCAUUUAUUCCCCAGACACAUACUAUGUAUGAAUGCAACCACUCGUAAGCGUUUUAAUGUUUCCUGUGUCACACACUUACAGGUGGCCCUGUUCCGCUCCAUUUAUUAGGGAUCCAUUACAGAUCAUGUUCAUCAUCACUAGCAGGGCAGAACUGGUCAAGGGAUUACCUCAAUAUGUCCAUGGUAUAGUGUGAGUGGGACAACACUGUGGGCUUACGAGUGAGCAUCCUGUAAAUCAAUACAAUGAACUGACCGGAUUUGACUGUUGACCUUUUGAAUAACUAAAACUACACUGACUGAAUGAAUGUCAGACAACAGAUAUGUGGGUUUGUCCUUCUGAGAAUGACAAUCAGCGUUAUUGUCCAAAAUAAUUAGGCACACAUACGACUAGUUUGACAAUGCAGCGAUGACAUUUGUUGUGGACAGUUAGGUUAAGCGGCAUUUUAGCACAAAUAGAAAGUAUGUCGUGACAUUGGAACAGCCAAUUGGAAUCGAGCCAUAAUUAUAUAUUUUAUUUGGCCCUUUGGAUUUAUUCACUGUUAUUAUUAAUAUGUGUCAUUGUUUACCGGCCACCCAGUCAUCUGAGUGAAUGUGAUGCAAGCGUUUCCUUUUUCGAUUGAUGGAUUUCUUUUUACGCUGUAAGAACACAGAGGCAUCAUCAGUGGCUGAGCGCACAGGCGGUGUAUGGUGUGACGUUAGUAAUAGCUUCAUAUAAUUUAGGUGAUCCAAAUACAGCCACUGUCUUGGUGUUGUGCCUGUUUUUUUCACUUUAAAGUCUUUCAUGGGCCCUUAAAUGUAAUGAAUGUAUCAGUGUGCCGCUUCAUGGUGCUGAAGCAGCUCCCUCCCUGCAGGUUCAGACCAGGUGGCACCAACGAAAAAACACAUUCUUGUGAAUAUGAAUAUGAAUGCGCAACAGAGAAAGAAAUGUUUCAGUAAAUGUGGUUUGGCACAAAUAGUAAAUAGAUCAUUAUUCAACAUGUGCUAUAAAAGUGAGGCAAUAAAAAAUAAUAAUAAUUAGAAGAGUUUUUUUCCCAGGAGUCUCCAUUUGAUGUAUUAUUUGGUCUAUAAUUUAUGUAAUGAGUUCCACACAAGUCCAAGUCCAUCUCUCACUCUCAAUAACUGCAUUUAACAAGCAGCUACAACAGCUGGCGACCCCGUCUGUGGACUUCCGUCUGUCCUCCCAGAAAGUCUUUAACUUCCCUGAACGCAGUGUGUGAUUUUGUGUCAUUGUGGGUAGAAAGUGAGUCAAAGAAUGUGUAGUGUAGUUUCAACAUGUGAAGUCUGUCACGUCAAACUGCCCCCUCCUAUACAACAAAGGAAAAAAAUGGUUGAGUUUCUCUCUCAACAAAGCCUGAAUAAUUAAAGUUAAAUACUUAAUUAAAUCUUUUUUACAGAGAAAUGGAGGAAAACACGCAAUAUCAAAGGCAUUCAGCACAUCUGAAGAAGAAAAAGAGAGAGAUAUGAAAGCAUUUUAUUACAAUACUUUUGAGGUAUGCAAAGAAAUAAGAAGAAAUAACAAUAAGAAAGAAAAAUAUUCAAUAACCAACAAAGAUUUCAGACAUCUUUGCACUUCUGCUCUAUAGUGAAUCACCCGUGAUAAAAAAAUAUAUGAGGGGAAAAAGGGAAGCGUAAGAAGUGAAGCAACUUUAAAACGCAGUGGCCGUAAACAAGAAAAAGAAGGUGUUGCCACAUGAGGUCUUGCACUUGCACAGCUUUAGUUUGCUUCACACUACAAACUACACCAACACAUUAGUCAUCUUCAAUCAGAAGAACGUUGCUCAUCAGGAACGAGAGGGACCAAAAACUUGCUCUGAAAAAUUACACGUGUCUCUCAAAGCAUCGUCUCAUGAAUACGUGAGAAAGCCUGAGCGGAAGCUCUGCGGCACUCAAAAGCAAACUGGUGGGACUGCAUGGUGAUGUAGGUCAGAUGUACAUGGGUUUGAAUUUUAAAAACUUGACCCCACUAAACUCCACAUCCUCCACUGAAUCAAAGACAUCACGCAAGUGACAAACCGAGUGGCUUCAGACAAACCGAGACUGACAAACCGAAAGUGCUCAAGACAGCAUGACACGGAGCGAGUGGGUAACUGAAAAGUGAGAGAAGGAAGUGUCCGCUUGGUAACGAUAACUAAAUUGGUGGGAAGUGUUGCGUGUCGCUCAUUCUCAUGCACAUUACUCUCUCUCGCUCUCUCUCUCUCUGUCACACUUUCUCUCUGUCAUCUUCAUUUCCUGCUCACAUUAGCUUGCUUCAAAAGUAAUAUUAGUGAUAGUUGGCAGCAGGCAAGAGGUCAGGGAGCUCAGUGCCGGCGGUGCAGACGAACAAUUUUCUUCUUCUCAGAAGGACUUUCAGGGGCUUGUGUGAAAACCGCCCUGUGCUGCUGGAUGGUUGACUAAGCUGUGUAGAAACAACCAUUGCACAUUGAAACCCAAGACCUACAGUCCUGGUUGAGUCUAGUCAGGUGGGAUGGCAGAGGGCGGCGUGGGUAAUUGCCCCCAGGUGUUUGUGGUGGACGCACAACCAAGCUACAUCUCCAUGCCCAGGGAGAAGGCGUCUAGAUGGGCAAGACUAGGCCAAAAUUGUCUUCUGCUGCUGGUGGGAGUCACCAUGUUGGGACUUAUUGUCGAGGGAUGCUUCAUCUACCGACUCUACAAAACAAUGGAGGUCUCGAAAUACCAUCCUGUCUGCCAGAAUCUGUCCCAACCCCAAACAUCUGGCCUACAGGGUGGCCCCAUAAUGAGUAACGUCGGAACUAAAGACACCAAUGAGAUUCCAACAGUGCCACCACAUCUGGAUCUGAUCCAAAACAGGCCCUUUGCUCAACUGAUAGGCGCCAUCAAACCUUCAGGCCAGAACAACACGGUGCUGUGGGAAAACAACGUCGCCGAGACCGUCACCCACAACAUGGGCUACAACAAUGGCCUGUUGUUGGUGGAGCAGGGAGGUUACUACCACCUCUACUCCAAACUGACCUUGCGUGCCGCAGAGAAGUCUUGUUCACUUAUCCAGCACAAGGUCAUGAAGAAGAUCGUCGCCUACGACAAACCUAUAGAACUUAUGAGUUCAAAAAGUGUCCGCUGCCGGACGCAGAGUUGUUGCGGUGAUAAGGCUUCAGGGGGAGAGGAUCUGUGGAGCAGUUUUCUGGCUGGGAUCUUCCACCUGCAGAGUGGAGAUAAGAUUUUCGUCACAUUGGAGAAUAUAAACACGAUACGUCCAGGACCUACUGACAAUCUCAUGGGGGCCUUUAUGAUAUUUCCUGGCAAUAUUCCGCUAUAAUGCCUCUCUACCACAUUGGGAUGAGUUUCAAUUUACCCCGUUUCCUCUGAUGAUUUUUUGUAUAUAUCUUAUAUAUAACCUAAAUUAUACUGUACUCCAUUAGUGUACUUUAACCCUUUAUGAAAAAGCAACAGAUGGUUGUGAAAUCAUAAAAAUGUAUCUGAUAUUCAGAUGAUAUAAUCCUACAUGUUGCAUUGUUUGUUGAGUAAAUAAAAUAAGAUUUCUUAUAAAACAA
This is a messenger RNA of Gasterosteus aculeatus aculeatus (three-spined stickleback), 3619 nucleotides long. It is a transcript of the gene tnfsf14b, whose product is annotated as TNF superfamily member 14b. Gene Ontology annotation, molecular function: tumor necrosis factor receptor binding. Gene Ontology annotation, biological process: immune response. The record is from RefSeq and is a predicted model, not a curated record. Lineage: Eukaryota; Metazoa; Chordata; Actinopteri; Perciformes; Gasterosteidae. Gene Ontology annotation, cellular component: membrane.